GCAGACAAAUUUCUGUCCAUGGUACUGAAGGUUGAACUCGAACUGUCCACCCAAGUGAUUUCUCUCCAAGGUGCUGAGUUGGUCCGAGCGAUCGGGUCUUUACUUGCCGGGCUGGCUGAGAGAUGGAGGCCAAGUUGUAAAGACACGCUCGAGCGCUUUAUUAAACAUCGCUACACGAAGCUGGCGAUGUCGACGAGGAGGGGGAGGGGAGGGCAUUAGUCUCAACCUAAGAUGAGCCAAGACACUACAGAGACACGAACACGAACCCGCUCCAAAGGCAUUCGAGUUUUGUCAGAACUCUCAGGACAUGACAUGAAGCAUGAGCUGACUAGCAGUUGCCCCACCCCUGGGUGUGAUGGCAAAGGUCAUGUCAGCGGACGAUACUCAAGGCAUAGAAGUGCGCUGGGAUGUCCGACUGUGAAGAAGAGAAAGCUGGAGGAGGCAGAGGCUGAGGAGAACCAAUCUUCUCCCAAGAAGAAAGGUCAGUCCACAUUAAUGGAGGCAGAAGACGACUUAUCCAUAAACAACGACGAGGACGAGGAAGAGAAGGACCAGAAAAAUGAGAAAGAGGAGGAUGACCUCAAAGAGGAGAAAGAUUCAAGCAGCAGACAAGAGUCAAAAAAAAACGACUGCCCUUUAAUAAAAGAAGACACUGUGGUCGCAGAAACAGUUGUUUGUGCUACAACCAAGGAUGAGGAGAGCAUCACCUGGGAGGUUGACAAUGAAGUCGUGGCUGAGGAAACCGAUAGGGAUGAGAAAUCGCCAACUGAACAACAAUCGUCUGAUGAUGAAGCGGCGAAACCGGAUACGACGACGGAAAAUGAAGACAAGCGAGAGACAGCAGGGGACCCUCAUAGAGACUUUGAGAGAACUGAGGUUGAGCAUACAAAAGAGGAGGAAGAGGAGGACGAAGCAGAAGAGCAGAUUGAAAAACCAACUGGAUUUGUAGCGGAUAGGGAAGUGGAAAGACAGACGAUAAGCCAGGAAAAUUCAGAUCACCAGUACUCCACUGGACAUUACAUCAAUCAGGCCAACGAGUCAACACAGGACCAGGGAAAGAGUGAGGAGAAAGAGGAGGAGGAGGAGGAAGAAGAAGAAGAAGAGGAGAGGAUCCAAGAGGGUGAUACGCCUUACUCAGCAAGUCCACGCAGUCAAGGAUCUCAGGAGUCGCUUGAGGAAGAAAAAGUCUGCACACCCACGAGUGAGGAAGAGCCAGACGAAACGCAGCAGGAGAACCAAGCGGCCAAGCCUCAGGAUGAAGGAGGCAAAGUGGAAGAGGUGGAGGAAGAAGAAGAGGAAGAGGAGGAGGAAGAAGAAGAGGACGACGGGGUUGACGAACAAUGCUCUAGCAAAGCCUCUCCGACCACAGUGGUGAUCGAGGUGCGCUCUGAAGAGGACGAGGACGACGACGACGAAGAAGACGACGACGACGACGACCGCGACUGCGUCUCAGACGGCUCGGGGAUCACCGACGAUUCUGAGAACUGGGAUAUGACUCGAGGGAACCUGGUGCUGCUGGAGAAGGCUAUCGCCUUGAAAGCUGGGGAGGGCAAGGAGGGCCAGGAGGCCCAAAGCUCCCAAGACUACCAGUCAUACAACAGCCCCGGCAAAAGCGCAGAAGCAGCGAUACGACGCAACGCCCACUACAGCAAAGAGAAGAAGGAAGUCAAGUGUCCAACCCCGGGGUGUGAUGGGACAGGUCACGUGACUGGACUGUAUCCUCACCAUCGGAGUCUCUCCGGAUGUCCUCACAAGGAUAGAAUUCCUCCAGAGGUCCUGGCCAUGUAUGAGAACGUCUUGAAGUGUCCCACUCCGGGCUGCACGGGUCAAGGCCAUGUCAACAGUAACCGCAACACACACCGCAGUCUGUCCGGCUGCCCUAUUGCUGCAGCAUCUAAGCUGAACAAGAACCAGGACAAGCAGGUCCAUCUACAAACUUCAGUCAGUGAACCCACAUCUAACUCGGACAGGGUGCUCAGGCCCAUGUGUUUUGUGAAACAGCUGGAGAUCCCUCAGUAUGGCAAUUACGGGCCCAAUGCGGUCACCACCACACCACGAGCAAACCUGGCCAAAGAGUUGGAGAAAUAUUCCAAGGUGUCUUUUGACUAUGCAAGCUUUGAUGUCCAGGUGUUUGGAAAGCGUAUGCUUGUUCCAAAGACAACCACCACUGAAACAUCACCCAAAGCCUUCAAAUCAAAAUCCUUCCCUAAGGCCUCUUCCCCAAGCGGGACAGGGUCAGGAGGCAUUUCCAACAGCACUUUGUCCUCCAAUGAGUAUGACUGCAGUCAAGACGCCGAGGCGGCUCACAUGGCAGCGACGGCCAUCCUCAACCUGUCCACUCGCUGUUGGGAACGACCGGAGAGCCUUAGCGCCAAUCCCAGGGAGCCCUGCGCCGAGGAGCCUGACAUCGAAGUGGACGAGAACGGCACCUUGGACCUCAGCGUAAAGAAAAACAAGCGAGAGAGCAUGCAGUCUCCGGAGCCUUCGUCGUCCUCCUCCUCGUCUUCUCAACACACAAUAGGUGUGUCAUCUCAGGGCCACGCUCAGCCUGAGUGGGAGGGGCCACUCGACUUUACGAAAUCAAGUGGAGUAAAGGAGGAAGGCCACGAUGAGGUAGAUUAUACAGCCACCUCAUACACGUCCUCUGAUGCUGAGGACGAGGACCAGGAGAACCCGGAGAACCUAGAGGAGAGGAAGUACCCUGGGGAAGUUACUACCAGCAGCUUCAAAGUCAAGUUUCCGCCUAAAGACAGCAAAAAGGAGAUCCUUGUAUGUCCAACUCCAGGCUGUGAUGGCAGCGGACACAUCACUGGCAACUACGCAUCGCAUCGAAGUCUGUCAGGCUGUCCUCUUGCAGAUAAAUCACUACGGACACUCAUGGCUGCCCACACAGCUGAACUUAAGUGUCCCACUCCCGGCUGUGAUGGAUCAGGCCAUAUCACAGGAAACUAUGCCUCACAUAGAAGUCUGUCUGGAUGCCCCCGAGCCAAGAAAGGUGGAGUCAAAUCAAACCCCACAAAGGAUGACAAAGAAGACUCUGAGUUGUUAAGGUGUCCCGUCCCUGGCUGCGACAGUCUUGGGCACAUCAGCGGCAAGUAUGCCACCCACCGCAGCGCUUACGGCUGUCCCCUGGCAGCGCGCCGACAGAAGGAGGGUCUUCUCAACGGUGCUCCCUUCUCCUGGAAGACUUUCAAGAGCGAGGGCCCCACUUGUCCGACACCUGGCUGUGAUGGGUCUGGUCAUGCGAAUGGGAGUUUUCUGACACACCGCAGUUUGUCUGGUUGUCCCAGAGCACUUGCCAGUAAGAAGAAAGCCAAGUUCCCUGGAGAUGAGUAUAUCACUGCCAAAUUCAGAGCUAGUGAUGUUCUGGAUAACGAUGAAGAUAUCAAGCAACUCAAUGAAGAGAUCAACGAUCUGAACGAGUCAAAUUCGGAGAUGGAGGCCGACAUGGUGAACCUGCACACUCAGAUUUCUUCCAUGGAGAAAAACCUGAAGAGCAUGGAGGAAGAGAACAAGCAAAUUGAAGAGAAAAACGAGGCCUUGUUUCUGGAGUUGUCAGGCCUGAGCCAGGCUCUGAUCCAUAGCCUGGCCAACAUCCGACUGCCGACCAUGGUGAGCGACACAAAAAUGAAUGGAUGGAUGGAAGUUAAGGAUUUAAAAAGAACCAAUUGUUAUACUGUCUGCAUUCAGCAGGAGCCGUUGUCGGAGCAAAACUUUGACAGCUACGUGGAGACCCUCACUCAGAUGUUCACCAAUAAGGACUGCUACCAGAACCCUGAGAACAGGGCUUUGCUCGAGUCCAUCAACCAGGCAGUCAAGGGAAUCGAGGUGUGAGAGAUCCCAAAAAGUCCUCCAGAGAUAGUUAGUGAAGGAAUCUUCUCAUUGCCAUCUGUUCUUUGUAUAUUUCUUUGUUCUUGUGUAUACUUCUCCUGUUUGCAUGUUGCUUUAGGACAAUGAGAGUGGGAACACACCAGAGGAUGAUGACACACUGCAGUCAAACUGCGAGGUGAUGACACUGAAGUGUGUAGCAGAACAUAUCCGACGUCCGCUCGAUAAUGUUAGUAGUAUUCUGUAAGAUCAUAGUGACGUUCCACCUGCUGGACUAGUCUUUUCUAUAUUGAUUGGUACUAUUGCUGUGUAACUAUUUGUCAUUUGCAAUUGUUGGGUUCAUUAUGGAAUAUUUAUUCAUGUUGCGCGUAUUAUCAUGUUUGUCUAUUAUUUAUUAAAGUCCCCGUAAAGUGAAACUAAUGUCAGAAAUUUGACAGCUUAAAAACCUGUUGAAUUUUAAUGGGAAAAAAAUACAAAGUAAAAUCGAAAUCAUGAACAACCCAGCCCUUCUCAGGUCUCAGAUGUGGUUGUAUUCAUGUUCGUUGUCGCUCAAAUAUAUUUAUACGUCCUCCAUCGUUUUAAUGCCUACACAUGUUUGGAAAAUAUCCCACCUGGUCAUCACGAAGCUUUUCCACGCUACACCGAGAGGUGCUAGCGAUCAACUAGCUCGUGGUCAAACGGGACACCGUGGGCCUUGGUAUAGGAACACUUAACAAGACACUUAAGGGAAAGUUAGUAGUUCAUCAAAUACAGCAAGCUGUAGUGGUAGAAUUAAAUCAAAUAACUAGUAAUUGCGAAAAGUAGCAAAGGCAUGACAUUUUUAUGUAUAUAUAGUGGGUGAAGGUCAACUCCACUCUAUACAACUUUUUUCAAAGUACUACAGUUGAGUUUUGCACAUUUUUAUUAAUUAACCAAGCAAGUAUCAUGUAUUUAGAAACAAAUUGCUAAUUUCACUUUACAGGGUCUUUAACUAUUUAUUCACUAUUUAUUUUUAACGUGUUACUUGAGAAGAUUUGAAACCAGGAGACUAAACUCAAGUAAACAUGAUAGGAAACACUUUUCUCUGCACUGAUGAACAAAGGAAAUAUUUUAAGAUAUCCUAUGAAUGGUUUUAUAAAGUUAUUUAUUUAAAACUGCAAUCUUUUUACAGGAAAUGCGAACAUUUUGUAUAUGAAAGUUUUGAAAUAAUUUACUGAUGACUUUUGUUUAUUAAUUUAUUUAUUGGUGCUUGUUUUUAUGAUUUUGACAACUAUACAUGUGUUGCGUAUUUUGCAAUUCACUGAGAAUAUUGAAGUGCACAGAUAUGUCGAUGAACAAAGUGAUGUGUGAAACAAAGUGACGGUGAAUAUUUAUUUAGUUUUGUCAAUGUGUGAUGAUGACUGUGUGGAUUCUCUUUGCUAGUUCUUCAAAUAAACGUUGAGCAACA
Molecule: messenger RNA, 5254 nt
Organism: Syngnathus acus (greater pipefish)
Lineage: Eukaryota; Metazoa; Chordata; Actinopteri; Syngnathiformes; Syngnathidae
Gene: myt1a
Product: myelin transcription factor 1a
Exons: 21
Coding region: 232-3834 (1200 amino acids)
Biological process (GO): regulation of transcription by RNA polymerase II
Cellular component (GO): nucleus
Molecular function (GO): zinc ion binding; DNA-binding transcription factor activity, RNA polymerase II-specific; RNA polymerase II cis-regulatory region sequence-specific DNA binding
Source: RefSeq, a predicted model, not a curated record